AUGAGUUUGUCUAUUGAGCAGUUGGCUCGAAUAUAUGUGAAGGAGAUUGUGAAACUUCAUGGUGUUGGGUGUGCUCUUGGAGUGAGGGAGUUGAGUCCUAGGUUUAUAGGGCCCUACCAGAUAAUAAAGAGGGUCGUACCUGUGGCGUAUCAGCUUGCCUUACCUCCACAAUUGUCAAAUUUGCAUAGUGAUUUUCGCGUGAGUCAGCUUCAUAGAUAUGUAUCUGAUGUGUCCCACAUUGUCCAGCAGGACGAAAUUGAGGUAAAGAAAGUUUUGAAGUUUGUUGUGGGACCACUGAAAGUUCUGGCUCGCGAUGAGAAAGUAUUGAGAAACAAGGUUAUUCUCAUGAUCAAGGUACAAAUGGAAGGUUUGACUCCUGAAGACGCUACUUGGGAGCGGGAGAAUGAUAUUCUCCAGCGUUAUCCUGAGUUUGACGUCAU
This is a messenger RNA of Gastrolobium bilobum, 440 nucleotides long. RefSeq lists its product as uncharacterized. Lineage: Eukaryota; Viridiplantae; Streptophyta; Magnoliopsida; Fabales; Fabaceae. The transcript has 2 exons. The annotation marks the transcript as partial. The record is from RefSeq and is a predicted model, not a curated record.